This is a messenger RNA of Musa acuminata AAA Group (dessert banana), 616 nucleotides long. RefSeq lists its product as uncharacterized. Bases 114 to 398 code for a protein of 94 amino acids. The record is from RefSeq and is a predicted model, not a curated record. Lineage: Eukaryota; Viridiplantae; Streptophyta; Magnoliopsida; Zingiberales; Musaceae. The transcript is spliced from 3 exons.
GUGUCGGUCGUAGAAUGCGAAACCUUCGCCACGUCUCUUCUUUCGGAUUCCUCGAGCAAGGAAAGACGCGAUUCCAAUCUAGGGUUUUAGAGUAGUUCGGUGAAGAGGAAGGAAUGGAGACGGACGGGCAGAUUAGAGUCCGAAGGAGGCCGACGAAGCGGCGGAGGAGCAGGGGAUUCGUCAAGGCCGUGGCGGAUUACCUCGCGUCCGAUUGCUACAUGUACGCCCCUAUCCUCGACGUGCCGCCUCCCGAUUUGCCGCCGUCAUCUGCCGCCUGCUCUCCUCCCACCACAGAAAUCAGAACCAACAGAAGCAUCAGCUGCCACACUGAGAUGGUUUCUGCGCCAUCUGAUAAAAGGGUGUCCGUAGUGCAGUUGCAGAGGCUGAUCUCAAAGUGACACUGCAAGUGCCUGCUAUCAAAGACGGCCACCAGUGUGUAUAAGUUUCUUGCUAAUGCUUUUUUGUUGAGAGCCUGUUUAAUGUUCUGCUCUUGUUAGUGUUUUAUGCUUUUGUUGUUCUUGUCUUCGCAAAAUCUUAUUGUUAUAUAAUUCCAAAUCUUAUCCAUAAACUCCAUAAUUGUGAUGUAUAUAAUGGUUUUUAGUUUUUAUUUCUUUUA